AUGGCCCGCCACCACAAGAAAUCCUCCAGCCUCAGCCUUUCGCAAUCUGAGCCGAAGAGUAGCGAUGAUGGGUCAUUGUCCUCCGAAGAGUCGUUUGGGUCAUCUUCAGAUGAGCCGUCUUUGGGGUCCCAUAAGGGGUUGGCUAAGCCUAAAAGGCUCGAGAAAAGGUAUAUUAAUGCAUAUAUCCUUAGAAAAGCUAAUGACAGGAAAGGACCAGGAUCUAUUCGGAGUGGGAGGGAGGAGUGUAUGCACGUUGCAUGCUGGAUCCCUCAUGGUAUCAACAUGUUCAUCAUUCUGAAGGAUACCUUUUGUAUUGCCAGGACUAAAGACGCUCAAGAGUGUCAAAUGAAGACUUACCAGAGAAUCAUCUCCUCUGCCCCUUACCUCCGCACUCUCGUUCGAGGACACCAUAACAGGAAGAAGCUAGAAGCAGAGUUGAACAGUAUUUUGUCAGAGAUGCAGGAAAUCAUUGGCCAAAUUCGGUCCAAGGACACAAGUCACCUCAAACCAUUUAUAGGUAACUACGUGGUUGCCCAACCUGGGAUCAAGGGACUGGAACCUCUGAUUUUUUUGGAGAACAAGAAGUCCUGUGCUAGAAUGGGUGUGAACCACCCGCACCUGGCGGGCAUGUUGUGUCCGGUCAAGCACGUGAAAGCAUAUCACGCUGAUCCGAAGAAGGUACAGGAAAAACUUCAAAAUGGUGAAAUCAAGAUGGUUGCAGGUAUUGAUUUUGACAUUGAAGACAUCCAGGAAGGUCUCCUCAGAGGUCACCUGCUGAAACACGUACUUUGA
Suillus bovinus is the source of this 792-nucleotide messenger RNA. RefSeq lists its product as uncharacterized. Lineage: Eukaryota; Fungi; Basidiomycota; Agaricomycetes; Boletales; Suillaceae. Bases 1 to 792 code for a protein of 263 amino acids. The record is from RefSeq and is a predicted model, not a curated record. The transcript has 9 exons.